Molecule: messenger RNA, 300 nt
Organism: Nelumbo nucifera (sacred lotus)
Lineage: Eukaryota; Viridiplantae; Streptophyta; Magnoliopsida; Proteales; Nelumbonaceae
Source: RefSeq, a predicted model, not a curated record
AUGUCUGGAGAAGGAAAAAAACCAGUUUUAGUGAAAUUCAUCAACACUCAAUAUGUCCAAAUUGAUGCCAUGAACUUCAAAUCUGUGGUUCAGAGUCUCACGGGCAAAGAUGCCACCAUCAGGGUGGCCGGAGCUGAUGGCUCAUUUGUAGGACGAAAUGUAAAUAGGCAAGAGAGCAUUGAAGAUGGGGUUGGAACAGCUGGUGGCUCAAGGUCGCCAAGAGAUCUUGCAAUGGAGUUGGACAGAUUGCUGAAGGGGCUGCCGCCAAUGGAUGACUUGCAUCUCAUGUGGGCUGAAUGA